Molecule: messenger RNA, 1304 nt
Organism: Oryza sativa Japonica Group (Japanese rice)
Lineage: Eukaryota; Viridiplantae; Streptophyta; Magnoliopsida; Poales; Poaceae
Product: NAC domain-containing protein 2-like
Biological process (GO): regulation of DNA-templated transcription
Molecular function (GO): DNA binding
Source: RefSeq, a predicted model, not a curated record
GCCAUUUCUCCCCAUUCGAGAAAUCCCUCACAACCCACAACAUUUUCAAACAACGCAAAGCAGUAGCAGCAGCGAGAAGCAAGCAAGAAGCGAUGGGGAUGGGGAUGAGGAGGGAGAGGGACGCGGAGGCGGAGCUGAACCUGCCGCCGGGGUUCAGGUUCCACCCCACGGACGACGAGCUGGUGGAGCACUACCUGUGCAGGAAGGCGGCGGGGCAGCGCCUGCCGGUGCCGAUCAUCGCCGAGGUGGAUCUCUACAAGUUCGACCCGUGGGAUCUGCCCGAGCGCGCGCUGUUCGGCGCCAGGGAGUGGUACUUCUUCACCCCGCGGGAUCGCAAGUAUCCUAAUGGGUCACGCCCCAACCGCGCCGCCGGCAACGGGUACUGGAAGGCCACCGGCGCCGACAAGCCCGUCGCGCCGCGGGGGCGCACGCUUGGGAUCAAGAAGGCGCUCGUGUUCUACGCCGGCAAGGCGCCGCGAGGGGUCAAGACUGAUUGGAUCAUGCAUGAGUACCGGCUCGCCGAUGCUGGCCGCGCCGCCGCGGGCGCCAAGAAGGGAUCUCUCAGGUUGGAUGAUUGGGUGCUGUGUCGGCUGUACAACAAGAAGAACGAGUGGGAGAAGAUGCAGCAGGGGAAGGAGGUGAAGGAGGAGGCGUCCGACAUGGUUACGUCGCAGUCGCACUCGCACACCCACUCGUGGGGCGAGACGCGCACGCCGGAGUCGGAGAUCGUGGACAACGACCCCUUCCCGGAGCUGGACUCGUUCCCGGCGUUCCAGCCUGCGCCGCCGCCGGCGACGGCGAUGAUGGUGCCCAAGAAAGAAUCGAUGGACGACGCCACCGCGGCCGCCGCCGCCGCCGCCACCAUCCCCAGGAACAACAGCAGCCUGUUCGUGGACCUGAGCUACGACGAUAUCCAGGGCAUGUACAGCGGCCUCGACAUGCUGCCGCCGGGCGACGACUUCUACUCGUCGCUCUUCGCGUCGCCGCGGGUGAAGGGGACGACGCCACGCGCCGGCGCCGGCAUGGGCAUGGUCCCGUUCUGAGGUGACGGCGACGCGAUCGAACAGGUGGUGAUCGAUGCUGCAACGUGUGUAAAUAUACAGCGCCGGCUGGGUCAAGAGAUGGCUCGGGUGACGCGCGCGCGGCGUGUCCUGGCGUUGGCGCCGGGGCAUUCUUUAGUUUUUCAUCUUUUCAUCAUCUCAGAUGGUAGAUACAAAACAGUGUAUGUAUGUAGCUCUGUUUCUCUCUAUAGAACCCCAACAAAUUUUGUUGUUGAUGUUGUUUAUCUUCAUAUGCUUUGAUCU